This is a messenger RNA of Blepharisma stoltei, 894 nucleotides long. NCBI's taxonomy places the organism in Eukaryota, Ciliophora, Heterotrichea, Heterotrichida, Blepharismidae. The record is from the annotation of a GenBank genome assembly.
AUGCCAAGUCUAAGCAUUACAUCAAUUUAUGGGGAAUACGUCAUUAACGUUCCAGAAACAUUUGGUUCAGUCUACUCUAUAGCAAAUCAAGUUGAAGAGAUAUCUGGCAUUCCAAAUGAGCUUCAAGAAUAUUAUCACUUAGGGGAAGAAGUGUACAAUUAUGAUACAAGAACUAUGGAUUUGCAAAACCCUCUUCAGCUUGUUAGAACUUAUGAUUUAGAUCCGCGUAAUAUUAGGUUUCGAUGCUCCGAAGAAAUCUGCCGUAUUGUGAUUAAUGUAUAUGAUAAGACAAAGGCUAUAUCUGUCCAUAAUGGCGAGCCCAUUAGACUAUUAUGCCUUUACGUUAGGGAUAAUUUUAGAAUUCCAAUUAGAAAACAGAAUUGGUUCUAUGAGGAUAGGUAUAUACGACCUGCAAAAUCCGGUGAAUAUAUUGAUAUCAAGCGGAUUAAUCUAAUUAAAGUUGUUGAGGAUGUACGUGGGGGAGGUCCGCCAACGUUAGAAAUUGACUUUAAUGACUUGGAAAAAAUAAUAGAAAUUGGGUUUAGUGAAACUGCCCCUCCAUGGAGGUAUGUCAGUAAAGGCCUCUCUUUUAUCGGCAUAUGCAAAAAUGAGAAUUGUGCAGCUUUUAAUAAGAAGGUUAUCUCAUGCCAUGGAUUUGGAAUAUUUUCUUUGGCCUCAGUACCCUCGCGUUGCCCUGUGGAAGGUUGCAAAAUGUAUAUUGAGCCUGAUAAUUGUGGCUUUUGGUUUGCAAAAUGAAAAUUUAGAGGCUUGACAGACAAGAGAGAAGUAAAAACAGGUGAAGGAACCGCCGGUUAUGAUAAAUUUACAACUUUUGAAGAAGGAAAUAGCACUAAAUGGAGAGAAUUAAAAUUUGAAGUGAUAUCUCUAUGAUAA